Molecule: messenger RNA, 1325 nt
Organism: Diabrotica balteata
Lineage: Eukaryota; Metazoa; Arthropoda; Insecta; Coleoptera; Chrysomelidae
Source: the annotation of a GenBank genome assembly
GAAAAAAUAGCAAGUCAUUGGAAGUGCCGAAAAAGUUAUUUUUACUUACAUCUGCAUUUUGAUGUGCUGAAUUUUCUUGCAAAAUUUGCUUGCAGUUUUGGAUAGCCUGCAAUGGUGUCACUAGCCCAUAACUUAACUACUCCCCGAAAACUGACAUGACGAAAACAAAAAACUGCCGCCAUUUGACUAAAGUACCGCUACAGUGAUCUUUUGAUAUUAGCUGAACGGCCUUGAGUUUGAUUAUUUCAUUAGAUUAUGAAGUUAUGUAUAUCGUGAACUGCCGAAAGUCUUAAAUAUUAAUGAAUUCCAUUGUUAUAACAGGUUGUAAUAGAGGCAUAGGCUUAGGCCUUGUGCAACAUUUAGUGAAAGAUAAAAUAUCCCCAAAAUGUCUCAUGGUAACAUGCAGAAACGUGGAUAACGCAAAAGAACUCAAACAAAUAGCAGCAGAAAACAAAAAUGUACACAUUUUGCAACUGGAAGUGGACAAACCAGAAACCUUUGAGGAUUUUGCCAAGAAGGUAGAGGAUAUUGUUCAAGACGAUGGGCUGAAUGUUUUGGUAAAUAACGCGGGAUAUUCUCCAAAAUCUACAAGGAUCAAUUUCGUAAAACCUGAACAAAUGAUGGAAACCUUUCUAAUCAAUUCUGUAGGGCCUUUAAUGCUAACCAAGACAUUGUUGCCCUUAUUAAAAAAAGCUGCAACUAGGAAUGCAGAUAAACCUAUAGGAAUUUCUAAAUCAGCAGUGAUAAAUAUGAGCUCAUACUUGGGAUCUUUGUCUCUUAACAACCAAGGAGGAUUGUAUCCGUACAGAUGUUCAAAGGUUGCUUUGAAUAUGAUAACAAAGUCUCUGAGUGUAGAUUUUAAAAACGAUGGAAUUUUGGUGAGUUCUAUCCAUCCCGGCUGGGUUAAAACUAGCAUGGGAGGCACAAAUGCCCCUCUGGAUGUAGAUACGAGUGUUUCUGGUAUCAUUGAAUUGUUAAAGACCUUAAAUGAAGACCAUAACGGCCAGUUUUAUUGUUACGAUGGAUCCAAAAUGGAUUGGUGAAGAAUUUGUGCAAUUUUACAUAUUGUAAAUAAUUUUAUUAACUGUAGUAGAAGCUUAUAUAUUGAUUUAUUGGAAAAUAAAACCACUAAACACUUUUUUUGUUUUUUCAUAGUUUUAAUGUUCCAUUUUUUGUUUGGAUAGAAAGUUCACUAAAUAGCACAUCUCUACUAACUUAACUUUGUGCUCCAUGUUGUUUUCUAAUAAUAAAAACAUAUAUAACUGAAAGUAUUUUAUUAAUUGUUACACUUUUUGAUCUAGACUGCUACACUCUCGAUUCUUCCA